Molecule: messenger RNA, 696 nt
Organism: Rana temporaria (common frog)
Lineage: Eukaryota; Metazoa; Chordata; Amphibia; Anura; Ranidae
Product: 40S ribosomal protein S9-like
Exons: 2
Coding region: 1-696 (231 amino acids)
Biological process (GO): translation; positive regulation of translational fidelity
Cellular component (GO): cytosolic small ribosomal subunit
Molecular function (GO): rRNA binding; structural constituent of ribosome
Source: RefSeq, a predicted model, not a curated record
AUGCUUCUGAGAAUCCAGCCGCACGAUGAACGAUGGGAUGUUCACUACUUGCUUCCUUUUGAAAAGUCGCGGUUGGACCAGGAGUUGAAAUUAAUUGGUGAAUAUGGUCUGCGUAACAAGCGCAAGGUUUGGCGGGUGAAGUUCGCCCUUGCAAAGAUCCGUAAGGCUACCAGAGAACUGCUUACUCUAGAUGAGAAAGAUCCUAAACGACUGGUGCGUAUUGGUGUGUUGGAUGAGGGGAAGAUGAAGCUUGAUUACAUUCUGGGCUUAAAAAUUGAAGAUUUCUUGGAAAGGCGUCUCCAAACACAGGUCUUCAAGUUAGGUUUGGUAAAGUCCAUUCACCAUGCUCAUGUCCUCAUCAGACAGAGGCAUAUCCGUGUUCGCAAGCAAGUAGUGAACAUCCCAUCGUUCAUCGUGCGGCUGGAUUCUCAGAAGCAUAUAGACUUCUCCCUACAUUCACCUUACGGUGGUCGACACACCCAACUUCUGGGAAGGGCACAGGCGCCAGGCUCUAGUAAACUGGAGCUUGGAAACACAGGAGUCCUUCCUGUGGUAGUAUGGCGUCUGGUAACAAACUAUGCUCAGCAGCAGCCAGGCAAACAGAAGCAGGGUCAGGAUCAAGUUCAAGGUCAGGAGAUGGAAUCAGGGUCAGAAGUCCAAGCCAAGGAUGGUAAGACAAGAGAGCAGCAGACAUAA